UUUGCCGCCGCGGCCUCCUCUAUAUGACCCAGCCCCAUUAAUGUGUAAAAUAGUUUUAGCUUGUUUGUGUGCACAUUUCAAACAGUUCACCCCAAAUAUGUUGCAUCGCACAUUCCUGCCUGUCUUCUUGCUUGGGGUUUGUUGUGCGUAACCGGACAUGUACCAGGGCGUUACUCCCGGAGUAAAUUAACCAUUCAAUGCCCAAACCGUUUGAGCCAUAGCCGGGGCCUUCAUUGACCUUUGUUUAAUAGCCUACAAUAGGCCCUACAUUGUUUUAUAGUUUUUGAUGAGUUUACAAAAACAGGAUGCAUUUCUAUAAAUUAAGUAACUUUCAAAAAACAGUUGGCUGGGCCUAACUUGCUGUACUUGAUAGCAAAUGCAUUGUAGGGCCUAUUACUUUUUCUGUAAUGAUUUGCCAGUCACCAAAUCACCAAUUUCAUACUUUCUUUUUUCCUACAUUUUCAAGUAGGCCAAUUCAGAUACAUUUUGUUUCCCCAUCCUCAUUCUGUCAGCUUUGUCAACACUACUGCAAUUAUAAUAAAGCUACCCUUGAAUUGAAAUGAAUUUAAUUGAAUUGAAAUCAUAUUACCAGUUCACUUUAAAUAGUCUGUCAUAGAUUGGUAGGCCUACUGUGUACGCUGAUGUGUCAGUGGGUUUGUGUGAGGUCAUGCGUCAGAACAUCAUGAUAUGAAGGGCCUCACCCGGGUAAUUAGCCCCGGGCCUCAGAAAGUGUUAAUCCGGCCCUGGGUGCAAGCUAUCAUACAUUUAGGCUAUAAAUGCCAGCUUAUCGUUUUUAUUUUCGGCAGCCUAGGUCAUGUCCACAGGCUGGUGGUCAGAGGCUUGAGAAUUAUGAGGUUGUCCAAAUGUAAAGCCAAGCAGCUUGCAACAUAUUGCUCAAUCUCCUCCAUUAUAGGCAGCCGAGCUAUUUGGAGGAGGAGGUGUUUUCUGUACCCAUAGAUUUUCUGUCUGUUAACAGACUGUGUGCAGAAUAAGGUCAUGUGUAUGUAUUGUCUAUUAUGUGCAUGUUUGACUCAAGUACUGCAACAUGUUGUUUCGAGGAUGUAGGGCAUCAAAAGCAACUGAAAAUAUUUGUGCCCUUGCAAUGUAUUUUAUAAAUGCGGACACAAAUAAAGACAUUUGAAAUGUGUGAGCAAAUUAGUGGAAGUGUAGAGGUUAAGGACCUGUUCAGCAAAACUGUUGUGGGUUCAAUGCCCUAUAUCAUUACCCUUGUUAUAUAAUUGACCUAAUAAAUGACUGGAUGAAGGCGUCCACUAAAUUAAUAAAUGUAAAUGUCUGAGAGAUGGACAGAAUAACACUAAGCAAUCUAUGACAGCCAUUUGCUAAACUACAUAUUUCUGUUACAUAGGUGCAGCAAUGCGAAACAAGGUCCCCAUGCAGCUUAUAAUGCGUACAAGGAAUUUGUGCGUAAGGACACAACUGCACUCUUCCUGGCUGCUGCAAUGGAACACUUUGGGUUGCAGGAUGUCACAGAAAUUCCAGAUGGGUUUGUCCCAGUGGAUGUCAGCGAGGGAUUGCCACAACUGAGGAGAGACUGGCUGCAUGAGAAGGUGGGACAGGUUGUGGACACCUUCGUAAUGAUGACGGGCAUUACAGAAGCUGCGAGCCAGAGGCAGGCUUCGACACAGCCGCAGCAGUUUCAGUGUCGUGCGGACGGGUGUGGCAAUAUGUACAUAUACAGCAAGGCAAGGGUAACCCAUGAGUACAAGAUACACAAUCUUGUUGCUCCAUUGGACCCUACUCCACAACAUACAAGUCCAGCAAACGAAGACCAUAAAAAAAAACACACUGAAGCUAGACUUGGCUUUGGAUUCUUCCUGCUUAACAUGCAGGACGGUGUAAGAGAAGGUGAUGGUGAUAGGAUAAUGAGACUGUAUAAAGUUGCCCUGCUUUUUUAUAAAGCAUAUGGACACAGCCAUUACGCCUACAGCACCUUUCUUCUUACACUGCAGGUAAAUCUCACUCUGUCCCCACGCAUGGCACACAGUGUCAUAUGGAACCGGUUUUGGAAUGGUCGAGGGGGAAAGGGGAAAAAUAUUCCUCUCGACCUCCAUCUGGAGCACCUUAACAAUUUUCUGAAAUCCUUCAUGAGAGGCUUGGGAUCAAACCUGUCUGAACGGUCAGCAGCCAGGAUCAGUCAGUCCAUUGGCACCCUCAAGGAGCUAAUGGACAAAACGGACUCGGAACUGGAGCGGACAAGGCCGACUGGCAUGCAUCAUGUAGCCCGAGAACAGGAGGACAUUUUAACCCUGGUCGAAGUUUUCAGAGAGACUCACCUUUUUCAACAUCACCCAGGCAGACAGUUUACAGCUUUCCCAAAUUUCCAAAAAAACCUAUUGGGAAAGCUAAAUUACCUGGAAUUAUGGAAUUGGAUGAAGUCCAAACUGAUGGAGUGGAGGAAUGUACCCAUUUGAUUAGUGAUGUAUGUAAAAUUUGUAAAUAAUUGUUUUUUUAAAUCUUUUUUAAUAUAAGUGUCUUAUUGUCAACUUUCUUGAAACCAUUAUUUUUGUGCGUGUUUUCUUAUUGGUUAUAUGUUCAAAGUGUAUGUUCAAACAUUAGCAAUG
Molecule: messenger RNA, 2582 nt
Organism: Gadus chalcogrammus (walleye pollock)
Lineage: Eukaryota; Metazoa; Chordata; Actinopteri; Gadiformes; Gadidae
Exons: 2
Coding region: 1461-2432 (323 amino acids)
Source: RefSeq, a predicted model, not a curated record